CGGCCCCGCCCCCCGAAGUUUCUUGGGCCCCGGGCGGCCGGCGGGACAGAAGACAGCGAGCCGCCGCCCGGCUGCACAUAGAUGGGGCAAGUGGAGCCCGCGCGGCGCGGGCAGCAGUAAGCGGCUGAACGGCCGGACCGCAGGGACUCGCCAUGGAGGAGGAGAGUAUGAAGGAGGGGAGCGACAAGCCUCGUGGAGCACGGACUGCAGACAAGGCUGGCUGGAUCAAGAAGAGCAGUGGGGGGCUCCUGAGUUUAUGGAAAGACCGCUACCUGCUUCUCUGUCAAGCCCAGCUGCUGGUCUAUGAGAAUGAGGAUGAGCAGAAAUGUGUAGAGACCGUGGAACUUGGAAGCUAUGAGAGGUGUCAGGACCUCCGAGCUGUCCUCAAACGGAAGCACCGCUUUAUCCUGCUGCGAUCACCAGGGAACAAGGUCAGUGACAUCAAAUUCCAGGCGCCCAGUGGGGAAGAAAAGGAAUCCUGGAUCAAAGCCCUCAAUGAAGGGAUCAACAGAGGCAAAAACAAGGCUUUUGAUGAGGUAAAAGUAGACAAGACCUGCGCCCUCGAGCACGUGACACGGAACCGGGUACGUGGGGGCCAGCGGCGCCGGCCACCAACAAGAAUCCACUUAAAGGAGGUAGCCAGUGCAGCUUCUGAUGGGCUUUUGCGCCUGGACCUGGAUGUCCCAGACAGUGGACCACCAGUGUUUGCCCCUGUCAAUGAUGUCAGUGAGACCCAGCCCCAGGAGCCACCUCGGGCUCUCAUGCCUCCUGUCAAGCCUUCCCCAGUUCCAGAGACUUGCAGCACUGAUGACAGCAUGGAGAUUACUGCAGGAGAGAGAGCCCCAACUCCUGUCUCAGCAAGGCCUGAGGUCAAACCUGAGAGUGAAGAGGAGGCAGAGACCCCAGCGGAGGGAGACAGUGACUCUAAGAGGCUCCCCAACAGCACAUUGUCUGAGAAACUGAAGGUGAGCUGGGAGAACUCCAGCCCAGAGGAGGCUGCUGCUCUUGAGAGUGCACAGCUGCCCAAGGUGCCCUCUUCGGAGACCCCAGAGGCUGCCCCCAGGGAGAGCAGAAAGCCCCCGGCACCCCCUCCCAAGAUCCUAUCAGAGAAGAUGAAGGCCUGUAUGGGUGGGAUGGAUGCUUCCACUACGCCAGGCUCAACACAGGUGUCUGUGAAUGGCAUGGAUGACGGUCCCGAGUCUGCCAUACCAUCCCAGGCCAUGGGCACCCCUGGAACUGCCCCAGAGGAUUCAUCAGCAUCCCCAGCACUGCCCUCCUGGGACUUGCCAUCCCAGUUUUAUCCUCGCUCCUCUUCCCUGGGGGACCUACUCAGAGACAGGCCCCAGCAUCCGCGGCUGCCCAAGGAAAAGUUGUAUCGGGCCCAGCUGGAAGUGAAGGUGGCCUCCAAACAGACAGAGCAGUUGUUGAACCAGGUGCUGGGCAGCGAACCACAACCUGUGUGUGCUGAGUCGUUGCUCAGCCAGGCUGUGGAGCAGCUGAGGCAGGCCACCCAGGUCCUGCAGGAAAUGAGGGAUUUGGGAGAGCUAAACCAAGAAACACCUGGCCUAGUGCAGAAUCGGAAGGAGCUGGUGACCCUCUACAGGAGAAGUGCACCCUAGGCCUGCCAAGCCCAAGGCACAAACUCACCUUCCCAAGUCACUGCCCAGCCAGCUUUGCUGAGAAAUGAGCUACAGCCCAGGCUGUAGACACACCAUUUGAGACAUCCAGUUUGGCCAGGACUUAAAGCUCCUGAUGUCCUUUCUACCUUACCCUGGCUCUUGGUGCCAGGUAUCACCUGGGGCUGUUCUGGCCUCUUUUCUAGGCUCUGGGCUUGGGAUGGAUCACAUGCUCCUGUGGUCUAUGUGGUUACUGCAAACUGCCCCAGGACUUUGGCACUGUGCUUGGAGUUUCCGGGAUGGCAUCAUCUCUGUCCUCACCCCCAAUAGUUUACAUUCCUGACUUCUGUGGAGAGCACAGCUGAGCUGCCUGAGGCUCCCAUCUCCUAGUCAUCAGGCAGCUUCCAAGGUGCCACACCCACUUAUUAUGAGCAGCUCUAGGGGCCUUGGGUCCAGGCUGUGGGCUCAUCUGUCAGCUGAGUGAAAUCUGGCCCUUAGCUGGAGCCUAAAGAUGGGCAAGCUUCUGGGUGAAGGAGCCAUUUGCUCUGUGUGUUGAGCCUUCUGCAAACCACAGAUCUUUCCCACAGUGUCCCUUCCCCUUUGGAGAACUGUGAUUAGAUAGAUGGUCAGAUCUCAAGGUUUUCAGGGCAGAAGAGGAACCCCAACCUCCUGGUGCAGUCUCUGCUCCUGGGCUAGCUUCUGUCCAGCCUUGCACAUUCCUAAAGACGAAAACCCUAGAGUGGCCCGUGUUACCAUCUGGAAAACCUAUAUGUAAUUAUCAUUAAUCAACCUUUUGAGUCUCUGCCCCCACCCCCGCCUUCUGUGCCUCCCAGAUGGGAUUUAUCUGGGUCUCUAUGAAGUUCUUCCUCAGCUGAGACAGCUCUGAUAUCCACCCUCUUCCCUUCACCUGCUGGAGUCUGUGGCUACAACCCACCUAUCAGGCCCCUGGCGGGCUGCCCCUCCUUAGCUUCUUAAUGAGAGGAGUGGUUUCUCCCCCCUCCCCUCCUCCCUCCUUCCCCUCUCCCCUCCCCUCCUCCUUUCCCUCCCCCCUUCCCCAUUGUCUCUGGCUCUCUGGGCCCCCCUAGAGUCUCCAACCCACUGCAGCAGCCGGCAGGACUGAGGCUGGAGUCUGGGCUGCAGCACUGGGGGAGGAGGAACCCUCACAUAGGAUUUGCAUGUGCACUUUUGUUUACUGGAAGAGAAGGGAGGGUCACAGCAGCCAGUGGCUUUUCCACUCACCCUGCUCCCAGCCGCCAGUUGUGCCCACCAAAGCCUGCCAGCCAGGGCAGGUUAAUGCCUUCAUUACUGUACUGUCACUUUCUUGCUGUGGGUAGUAGGCAGUGGCAGAGUAAACAGCAAUGUCUGGCUACUGAGCCUCCCACUAUCAGCCUCAAACCACACUCCUUGGGCUCUUAUGCCAGCCUGCCUUACCCUCCAUCUCAAGAGCAAGAAUGUCUUCAGGUGUCUGUCCAGUCCUGAUCUCUGCCAUCUUCCCUUGGGAACAAUCGUCCCCUAUAGCAGCAAGGGCUGCUGGAUUUCUGCCAAGUCACCUGCUUCCAGGGAUUAGAGCCCCAGUCUGUGCUGUCAAGUGACUAGUUGGGCAAGCAGUCUUGGGGCAACUGUCUUAAUGGCCAAAUGUCAUUGGUUCCCUUGCUGGAGAGGUGGGUUGAGGAUGGGGACUGCACAGGACUGCCUCCAUGUCACUGUGGAAGGAGGCAACCAGUGUCUUCUGCUUAUGAACCAUCUUUCUUGAAAUUUGGCAAUAAAUUUCAUUUUAUGGAA
Molecule: messenger RNA, 3398 nt
Organism: Phodopus roborovskii (desert hamster)
Lineage: Eukaryota; Metazoa; Chordata; Mammalia; Rodentia; Cricetidae
Gene: Plekho2
Product: pleckstrin homology domain containing O2
Exons: 6
Coding region: 153-1619 (488 amino acids)
Biological process (GO): macrophage apoptotic process
Source: RefSeq, a predicted model, not a curated record